Messenger RNA from Xyrauchen texanus (razorback sucker), 8235 nucleotides. RefSeq lists its product as uncharacterized. NCBI's taxonomy places the organism in Eukaryota, Metazoa, Chordata, Actinopteri, Cypriniformes, Catostomidae. Bases 122 to 2242 code for a protein of 706 amino acids. The transcript has 7 exons. The record is from RefSeq and is a predicted model, not a curated record.
CUCCGCGGUUGCUGCGCGCGUGUCCACGCUUUAUGUAGACGCGCGCCUCCGCGCUCCCUCAGGUGAAUGGGGAGAGAGGACAAGUCCUGAGAGCGUCUCUGCCCGAGCUGAAGUGAUUACAAUGGGGCUUCGCGGACUAACUAGAACGUGGAUGUACAUGACAGUCUGCCUUCUUUGGAUGACUGGAUGUUUCGCGCAAAAAGUAUACUUUGACUGUGGAGCGAAGGUGGAUGUUGUGGAUGUACAGGGCCUCAUUCUGUCACCCGGCUUCCCGUAUAACUACUCAUCUGGCACUCACUGUGUUUGGCAGUUUUUUGUGCCCGCCGGCCACCAGCUGACCAUGGAGAUGUUUGAUUUCGAUGUCUUUGAGAGUCACAACAGUCCUACCACAUCAGCAGACAUUGUGGAAGAGGUACUGAAUGAUGAAGGUACACCGCUAUCAAAAGGCCUUGCUAUUAGUCAGAGCAUGGGGAGUCCAAUCAAAGAACCCCACUCUGCCGAGGAAGUCAAGCAAGUGUUUGUCCCGGAGCAGUCCACAAAAAUAGAGAAAACUAAAGUUUCCAAUUAUGCCAAAAUGCUCUCAGUUUCCCUAUCUGCAGUACCCUUAGAUUCACAACCUUCUCUCUCAUUAUCUGGAGCUCAGGCAGUGGACGAUAAGGUCAGGAAUUCUGCAUCACCACAGGCAUCCAGAGCAGGUAGUGACCCUACAGAUGAAAUGGGUCACUUUGUCUCUGCAAGCCCAAGUACAGUCACAGAAAUGGAUGAAACUAUGAGCCCUGAUACCCAACAACCUUUAAUUGAUGCUUGUCCCUAUGAUGUCCUCUAUAUAUCUGACCUCAUCACCUUCUCCUCCCGAUUCUGUGGCUCUAGACGCCCUUCUAGCAGCCAGUUGGUGUUUGGGUCAGACAAUGAGAUGAUGGAGGUCAUCAUGGAGUUUAUAACCACAACCCACUUGGGUCGUGGUUUCGCUCUGCUCUUCCAUUACCAGAAUAAAACACAUGUGGCCACAAUUGGACACCAGAGAUCGGUGUUGACCUCAGAUGGCAGCACUGGUGCGUUGCUCUGUGCAGUAAGUGGAGCUGUCGUGUUUUCUCUGGCCCUUGCUGGCACACUCUGUGUGAUUUUCAGACCUAAACUUUGUGCAAAAGGAGUCAAUGCUUCCUCAUCCAUCUGCUCAGAGGUUCCAGAAGGAGUGAUGAAUUCAGCACCAGAUGUUUGUGAACUACAGAUGGUUUCUUCUAAUCACUUGGAGCAUAGUACAUUGAACGACAACAACAACCAUUCCCUCCACCGCAGUCUGUCCCACACAGGGUCAUCAAUCAAUGGAGCAUGCGAUGUAUCAGAGAAAGCUGCUCUAGAGAUGUUCUCCAGUGGCCUGACAGAAGUAGAGCUGGGCACAGAUGAAGUUUUUGUGAUAGCUUCUACACCCACUUCAGUUAAUCUGCCCUUCUCUCCACACACUCAACGUGAGCGUUUCUUGAGACACAGUGACACGGGACCCAGUCGCACUGGAUCGGCCAAUAGUGCACGACCACGAGCGUGGAGCGUCCGAACUUUCCAGGAUCUCCUUCCUCAACUCCAUAAGAAAUGGUGCAGCUGGAACUCCACCAGUCCCUUUACCAAACUGGUGGACCAUGGACUCCCAAAUGCAUCUACCGAUGCUCACAAUUGUAGAAGGGCAAAGGCCCUUUCUGAUGCUCCACUUCAGAGCCCUGACCAUAGCUGCCAAUCUGACUCCUUCAUAAGUAAUGCCUCGUACCCCCUGACUCAACCUGCCCAGCGACAACGGCGGCUUAACUCUACCAGCAACCUCAGAUGCACCCGAUUCAACGCACCAUGUUUUGGCCUGCUCUCUGGAGCCUCUGAGUCCUCCAAGCCAAAAGGGUCCACUAUUGUGAAUGGAAUUAAGACCAUAAACCAGCUCACUGAGACCACCAACGAUGCCUCUGGCCAACAGCAAGCCCAGGGUGAAGUAUUGAGUGCAGAGGAUGACCAUGUCACUGUCCCAGUGUUUGCUAUUUCAGAAGAGGAAGAUCGUCAGCCUCUCGUAAUAGGAGAACAUCACAAAAAGUCUUUGAAAAUCAAUGGGCACACGUGUGAAGGCCCAAAAAUGCCACUGCUAUCAAAAAGCCAGAUACCCAACAUCCAACCAACAGAUCGCUCAUUAGUGAGUGGAGGAGGCCCAAGCCAUGGUGGGACUUUACCUCUUGAAAAGCAGGGCUGUACCACUCUCUCGUGUUAACAGAGACUUGGAAAUACAAAGUCUGCCAUGUAGAGAAGCAAUUUGCUAUUUUAACCUGUGUCAAGCCGUUUCAGCCAAUAGAUGAUGUCAGCAGGACUGAAAACUGAUUGGCUUUCGACUUAUGAGAUGCUCUCAGUGUCUUCUGAUAGCAAGACAUGAAGCAGGUGUUUGAUUUUUUGAGGUGUUUAUUAUAAAUGUUGGCGUGAUCAAUGAAAAUUCUGUUUUGUUAAAGCACUUGUUAUUGUUCAUCGGUUUUGUAUUCGCACAGUUCAUUUAAGUAUAUAACGUCUAACAGUAUAUUUAGCAAUUGUUUUGAAAUAACUUGUACAUGAUAAAAGUUUAACCAAGAACACUUAAUGCUUCUCUCAUGAGUGGGAGUUUAAGAAGUUGUAGGCUUACUGCAUUGUUACUUUCAUUAUGAAAUUCCUUAGAUUGACUGUAUGAACAAUACUGCUUGUUCCUAAUCUCUUUGUAACACGUAAAAGACCAAUUAGCAGGUCUGGUAGAAAGAUGCUUGGCAUCUCUUGCAACUUCCAUUCUUUUGUGUGUGUGUGUGUGUGUGUGUGUGUGUGUGUGUGUGUGUGUGUGUGUGUGUGUGUGUGUGUGUGUGUGUUUUUGCAAUUCACCAUGGGUCCAAUAUGCUUUUUAAUUAUACAGUUAAAAAUAUUUUUCCCAACUGUUUUUGAUAGAACUGUUCAAUGACAUCACAACUGUUUUUCCACAUGUAAUUCACUUAUUACUAUGUGCCUUGUGGCAAUAAUCUAUGCUGCUUAAUAAUUGAAAGGGUAUACAAUCAUAUUUUUAUAAUGUGUACAUUUGCAUAUGCUGCAACAGUGUUUCAAUUGUCUAUUGAUUUUGGAAUAUAAAGGGAACUGAUCACUAUACAGACCUUUAAAAUACAGUAACUAACACUAUGCAAAUAAACAUUAGUGAAAUUGUUCAGGUGCUGUAUGAAUGCAAACUCAAAUAUUACAGACAAAAACAUACAAAAGACAGUGAUGAAAAGAUAAUUUGAUGCAUGUCUUUUUUUUAAUAGUGCAGUAAAUCAGACAAGGUUUUAGUCUGAGCAACAGAUUUAUUUUUAAGCAUUACUAACAAAGGAGACACAGCAAGCUCUAAAUCAACUCUAUGAAACUUGAACAGUGCUAUUAUAUGUGCUUCCCUAUAGUUAUCAACUACUCAAGAACUUAGUAAACCCUAAAGCUUAAAUUUUGAUGAGGUAGAAUAAACACCCCCUCUUCUGAAAAAGAAAGAAAAAAAAACCUUCCAAACUGAUUUCCAUCCCACCCCAGGUGAGUAAAUAUUUGCUGUGGAGUACAACAUUUCCCAUUCAGCAAAUGCAACACAGCCUCGAAAGCUCAUCUAACAGCCAGGACCAGUCCAGAAUAAAUCCCUCAACCCUUCCAUUGACCCUUUGCUGCAGAUAUUAAGAGUUCAUUGUAUUAGACUCACAGCACGAACACCACACAAGCCCCGCUUUAAAGGUUAGGCCACAUCAUAUAACUCAAGCCAUUCAAGUGACCUAAAAUCACCUUUAAGGCCAGAGCCUGUAUGUGGUUUGUGAAAAAACAUUGAGUACCUCAGCCAACCGAUAUUAAUGUUUGUGGCAUAGGGACGUGGUCAUCUGUCAGUCUGCGAGAGAGAGAGAGAGAGAGCGCGGUAAGGCUUGUCACCUGGUUCAUAAUUACCCCUAACAACUGUCUCUCAUUAUAGUGAUGCGGAGGGCGACAUAAAAGGCACGCCAGAGAGUUACAGGGGGAGAGAGUGACCGACAAAUGACCACGUCCCCAUGCCACAAUGGUAUUUUACAGACUUUAGAUGACAUCUGGAUAUUAAAGCAAUAUUAUUGGGCCUAAUUCAUGAAACACGAGCAGAAUAAAAUGUAUAAAUCCAUUCUUGCAUAAAGAGUUGCAUCGAAUUGUUGCAUUCAAAUUUCUCAGAAAUUUGGUCUGCUCGUGAAACACAAGUAAGCCUCUUAUAGCACCAGUGUUGGUGUAAUAAGACUCCAAAGUCAUUAAUUACUGUACUUUUAGUUUAAAAAGUAGUAUGUUACAAUUUGUAUUCUUAUAAUUAGAUUACAGUUGAAGACUUUCAAUAAAUUACUUUUAAGUACAUUUUCUGGGUUUCACAUAUUUCUAAAAUAUUAUGCAGGAUCAAUUUAAGCAUGAAUUAUGUACAAAUGUACCAUCCGUUUACGUUUCUGAUACAGAUAAAAGAGUCACUAACAAGUCAUUGUACGGAAAACAUGUGGACAAUGGAGGAGGAAGAAUAGACCUUAUUUUGAAUCUGAUGAGCGGAAAAAACAAGUGUUUUAGGAAUUGUUUUAAUUAUUAAUGCAAUUACUUCCUUAAGGAAGAAAUCAGUAUUCCAAUUAAAAUGUUAGAAUUAAUUGUUAGUAGUGUAUUACUUUUUUGUGUAGCUUUCCCAACACUGUUGAGAACACAUUUUAAAACGUUAUAACCUUUGCCUUGACAUAUCUUGAUAUAUGUAUCAAUAAAACACUAUACGUUAUAUAACGUAUAGACAAAUUACAAUUUAGAGAGCAGGAUUUUGCACUAAAAUGGAAACACUACAAUGUGUCAUAUACUGUACAAUCAGAUACACUAAAACUAAUGAUGUGCAGCAAAUCCAGCAAAUGUGGCUGUUUGUCAGGUGCCAUUAGGUCAGUGUCUGAGGUUUUAGUGCGCUGAGCCCUGGUGUCCACCUUCAUUAAAGCAGUUGAGGCUGUGGGUAAGGGUGGAAGAGGAUUGGCCUCUGGGGUUGUGGAAAUCUAAUCUGAGCCUCUGAGGAAUGCCAUUGUGUGAAGGACAACAUAUUAGAAAUCGCACAUGCAAAUGGCAAUUACAAAGGGCUUUCCUCCAUUUCUCAACAUAAUUUUUGCUCCCUGAAAGGUCUCUGGCCUCCAAGAUUUCUGGAAUACAACAAUGUAAUGAGCUAGUAUGUGCGGCUAUGUUUAGAUACUUGGAAAAAAAUGACACAUUAAUAGUUUUUGUUUGUUUUAAUGCAUUUGAGCUUUAUGGCUUUUAGUCCAUGCCAGCAGCUUAGAAGUGUUCUCUCUUAAAGUUGAAAAAAUGACCUUUUAUUAAAGGAGUACUCGUUGAGCUUUAAAUGUUAGUACAAAAAUGCAAUUUGACUUUCCUUUGUGACUUUACCUACCAUGGUAAACAAUAAAAAUGCUUCUCUCACCUCAAUCUUGCCAAAAUAAUCUGUUAAAGGAAUAGUUUACCCAAAAAAUUUUAUUCUGUAAUUAUUUUGUCAUUUUUGUAGUUUAUGCAUAGCGGUCAUUUUCUUUAUUAAAAAAUAAAUAACAAAUAAAAGGUUGCAUUUAAAUUCUAAAUUUCAAGUAAUUGAUUUCUCGUUUUUUUGUAUUAGAGUACUACAAAAUGACUCGAAAUGCCCAUCCCUAAAAGAAACCUUCCUAAACUAGCCAAAAAAAUUAUAAUAAUUUGCUGAACUUUAAGAAUUUGUAGGCUUGACACCUCAGUCCUCAAAUGUUUUUAACACUGGUCGUGGCAUCAGUUUAAUUGAUCACAAUGGCUUAAGUCAACUAUACUUUUUUCAAUUAAAACAAAAAAGACUAUGGCUACAACCAAUGUGGCUUACAAGUUAACAAAAUCAAGAGAUUUUUUUUUAAAACAUCCAAACUGAGGUCAGUAGGUCAGAAUUGCAGCUCUAGUUUAUUUAGAAAAUAUUACAAAUAAAAGCUAUUAUAUGGCCAAAUCUACCUAUAGUCCCGGCAAAAACACUAAAGAAAUCUCAUUAAAGGAAAACAUUAUCUAUUAUUAAUAUAAGCAUACAGGUAAAAAAACCUCAAAAAUUGUUUGACUAUUUAACUGGCCUCUUUUGGAUUUAUCGACAUUAAGAAUUAAAAACAAUUUUCCACCCAUUUGCAAAAUAGGGGAGCACAGAGUAUUUUUCCAACAGCAAAAUGCCAUAAUCAUAACAGGAUGUAGGAAAGCAUCUAAGACUUUAUUAUAAAUCAGAUUUGACAUGAUUAUCCCCUGCAGUGUAAUGCAGUCUUGCAUUAUAACAAUCUUUCUGCACUGUGUUCAUAUGCCUUCAGAACAGCCCUGCAAAUAAACACCUGCUCUCUCCAACUUCACAUGGCUUAUGCCCUUAAUGGUAAAAAAGGAAAAGAAGAAGAAAAGAAAAAGCCAGAAAAAAAAAAGCAGCCAGUGAUGCUGAAUACUAAAUAGCAUUGAUAGUUUAGUGCACUGUCAUAAAGAUACUGGUCAAUAUCUUUACCACAAACAUCCCUUUUAUAUAACAUGCAUCAACCUCACAUCACCUCAAUAGCAUAAAACAAGUCUAUAAUAGUGUUACAAUGAGACACCAAAAAUGGAAAGACUUAACAUUAAGGUUCUAUUUGUUUAAAUUACUACAGUAAAUGCAUUAGGUAUCAUGAACUAACCAUUAAUAAUUUUAUACAGCAUUUUUUAAUUAUGGUUAAAGUUUUUACAUAAACUAUUCAUAAUUAGUUAAUGUUACAAUAAGCAAUGUUAACAUAUACAUCUGUUUAAAGGAAUAAUUGACCCAAAUAAUUAUCUUAUCAUUUACUCACCCUUGUGCCGUCUCAAACAUGUAUGACUUACUUUCUUCAGCAAAACACAAAUUAAGAUAGUUUGAAGGAUGGAUAACGUGUUUGUCCAUACAAUGCAAGUCAAUGGUGUCCAAAACUUUCAUGCUCCAAAAAGAACAAAGGCUGCCUAAAGGUCAUCCAUAUUAAAUGGUUUAAUCUAUGUCUACUGAAGCAAUAACAUCAUUUCUGGGUGAGAAACAGAUCAAAAUUGACAUCCUAGUUUACAAUAACUCUUGACAUCCACAGUCUCCUUGGAGUGAUCGCGAGAGAAACUCGUUCACACAUCCUAGCGCUUCACGUGUGCACAGAGGUCAGUUUCUCACCCAAAAUGGGUCAUAUCUCUCCAGAAGACAUGGAUUAAACCAUCUGAGUCAUAUGGAUUACUUUUAUGCAGACUUUAUAUCCUUUUAGAAGUUUGAAAAUUUGGACCCCAUUGACUUGCAUUGUAUGGACAACAUGUUAUAUGUCCUUCAAAAUAGUCUUUGUAAUAGUGUUAGACAGAAGAAAGUCAUACAAGUUUAAGAUGGCAUAAGGGUAAGUAAGUAAAUGAUGAGACAAUUAUCCUUUUUGGGUGAACUAUUCUUGGGUGAACAUAUUAUAAAAAAUUUACUUUCCAAGAUUAAUAAAUGCUGUAAACAAUUCUUUGUUAUUUCAUGUGAACUACUGCAUUAACAACUGAUCAUGUAUACAACCUUACUGUAAAGUGAAACCCUGAAAUUAAAGGAAGCACUAGUUUUAUAUGACAGUCAAUUCUUAGGCACCAAAGGUUAGUUGAUUCAAAUAUUUCUUAAUUGUAUACUGUACAAUGUUAAAGCCAAAACAGCUUUUUGCAUGAAAGGUUUUUUUUUUUUACAGUGCAUCAGCUACUGUGUUGAUUGCCUGCUUUGUCGUGCUUCACAAUUAAAACUAGAUGCAACAUGAAACAACAUCAAUAGCAUAGUGGAAUGAAACAAAGUGCUGAUCAAGAUAAAGUAUUUCUAUAUGCUGAUACCAUAUCUCAACCUGUUUAUCUCGAAAAUAAUUGGGUUAUUACAGCUGAUUGACUUUACAUAUGUAAACGGCUUGACAACAAACUGCCAUCUAGAGGAGAAAAGAGGUAUAACACCUGCUUACCGCAGGUUUGUUACCCAAAAAACAUCACUUUAUGAAAAACUGGAAUAAUGACGAAGCCACAGAGCUUUUCAACAUCACAAAAACUGCUGCCGAAUCGAACACUGUUCCAAUAAUCUCAGUUCUUGAAGCGGGUCUGCUCACAUAUGUGGUUGAAUUUCCUGAUAAAAAAAAAAAAAAAAAAAAAAAGAGAAAACUAUAAGAUUAUGGUUGUAUGAUCACCUGAAUUAUUGAGAAUGAUAAAGAUAUAUUGCCAAUUAAUUUGAUUAAUGUUAUAAAUGUCCAAACAGAUCUUUAAUGUAGU